AUGGAGGAUGGGAAGGUUCCGGCGGAUGUGCUGUCGCCAACCUCACCUGCCUUUGAGGUCGAACCUUCCCCAGGUGAGCUGGAGGUGCCAGACAUGAAACCCAUCCCUACGGUGUCUGUGCAAGCGACCUCACCGGCUGAUCUCCCGCUGCCAGAGGAGGCGACGGCAUCGCCGACGGUGACGAAGGAGGCGCCGGCUGAGAAAAGUCCGACAGAGCUGCCUGUGCCGGCGACCCUGAUGACAGCGCCCUCCAGGAAGCGGGCGGCCGAAGAUUCGGAGACCGAGACGCUUCCACCCCCGUCUGCUGUGCCAACACGACCUGCAAAGCGGCAGCAGGCUGCCUCGCCCAGCGAGCUGCCGGUUCCCACGGAGCGGCCCUCGCCCACAUCUUUGGCAGCAGCUCGCACCGUGACGGCAGCAACGCGUGAGGCGACGGCGACGCUGACCAGGGAAGAGGAAGAGGUGCCCACACGAGUCACGGCAAGGCGAGGCAGCCAGGUAGACGCUUCGGCAUCGAUGCAGAUGGUGAGCAGCAGUGCCGGCCAGCAGUCACCCACGGAGAUGCCUGUACCGACGGAAGUGCCUACUCCGACAUCUCCCUGGGGCGACGAAGAUGAAGCGGAAACCGUCGUGGCAGCGACUGCUCUGCCGCCGACGCAGACGCUGGCGGAGCCGGCACCGGAGGCUGCCCUCGACUCUGCCGUGCUCUCGGCUCAUAUGGAAUUGGAUGUGCCAGCUCCCCAGGAGUCGGCGGUCGUGGAAAGUGCAGCCAUGUCCGAGUCCGCACCCGAGCCGCGCUCUCCCACAGACAUGCCGGUGCCGACGGAUGUACCGUCUCCGACGUCGUUUGCCGGUGAGGAACGCACGGUCAUGGAAGAAGAGGCGGCGACCACAGCGCCUCCACCCACCGCGCCUCCGGUGGCCCUCGUGGAAGAAGCGCCCCCGGAUGCAGACUUCCCGCCGCCCAUGCCGGAGUCAGCGCCCAUGUCGUCGUCCAUGGCGGCGUCAUCGCCUUCGGAGAUGCCGGUGCCCACGGAGAUCCCCUUCCAGCCGAUACCGCCACCUCGCCAGGCCGGAUCUGCGCAGAUGGUGGGCAGCGCAUCGGCUCCGGUCGUUUCCUCCUCGGCAGCGCCGCAGUCGCCCAGCGAGCUACCGGUGCCCACGGACAAGCCGUCGCCGACGUCUCCGGUGGUAAAACCGAAAGCUGCUGCAGUAGCUCCCUUGUCUGCAGAGGCCUCGGCACCCUUGGUGUCGUCUUCGGCGGCUCCUGCAUCGCCUUCAGAGCUGCCAGUGCCCACGGACAGGCCAUCACCGACGUCACCUGCAGCCCGUCCUGCUGUGCUGCAGCCAGCAGCGGUUCCGGAGUCAGCUGCAGCCAAAAUGUCGGCAUCAGCCGCCAUGGACAGCUCGGCAGCGUUAUCCUCGGGUCAGCCGGAAUCACCGACCGAGAUGCCCGUGCCCACGGACGUGCCGUCUCCGACAACACCGUGCGAGGACGAAGGCGAGACAGUCACAGUGCCGACGGCCGUUCCCACGGCCUACACGCCGACCCGCACAGCCCCAGAGGCGACGGUUCCCACCGCAGAGACCCUGACGCGCACUUUCGUGGAGGUCGAGCCAACAGCCGACGCACCCACGCAGUCGCGGACGGUGCCCCGAACAACAGCGCGGACAUCAAGUCGAACGGCAACUCUCACAGCUCCCACAGUUCCACGUGUCACGCUGCGGCCACGAGUUGCCCGAGAGGCGCCCACUGCCGAGCCACCCAUGGAGGAGGUCCCGGCAGCGGUGCCGUCGCCGACGUCGCCGGCGGAGGGACCUCUUCGAGACGAACAGGACGAGGCCGCCGCAGUGCGUGCGCCCCCGGAGGUCGCUGGAGUGUUUCAGACGAGUCCGCCGAAGGCACAUGUGAUCGAGCCCAGCGAAAAGGCCCUCUUAGAAGCUGUCACUGGUAGCGGAGCCUCUCGCUCCAUGGCCAGUCCUGAUGAUGCGGACCCGUGGUCCACUUCAGACCCUUGGGGCGGUGGCAAUCAAGUUGAUGCUGCUGCCGAGCCUGAACGCGAAGCUGCGCGACCUACUCCUGCUACUGAUGAUCAGUCUUGGGAAGUCCAAGGAAAUGGGACCUCAGGUGACGGGGAUGCAUCUGGGCCUUGGACAAGGGAAGACUGGGAAGCCUGGCAGGCACGCUGGGACAGCAGAGGUUCUCAAGACGGAGGGAGCGACGGCGGCAACCACUCCGCCGACAGCAACGGGGCCUCGAACUGGUCUUGGGCUACUCAAACUUCUGGCAGCUGGGGCCGCUGGAACCGGACGUGGCGAUCCCAAGGCGACUGGGGCCGCUGGCAGUGGAUGCCAGCUGACAACGUCUCUACUUCGACUUCUGCGGGUACCAGCGGAACGGCGCCGAUUACAUGGAACAGUUCUUCAUGGACGAGGUGGGAUGGAGACGUGGGGCCUACAGCGGGUUCUACAAGUACCUCCGGGACUCCGCCCACUACGUGGACCGCGGCAGCUACUACGGCAAGUUCGUGGAAUGGAGGGCCUGCGGCGACAUGGGAUGCGUCUACGGGGACUGUGCACCAGCCCUUUGGAGGGACAAAGGGGCCUACGGAACGGCUCAUCGUCCCCACCUUCACCGGGGACACCGAGAAUGGCGGCGACCUUGGAACAUCGGCGCGGAGCUACCUGAGACAAGUGAAUGCUUGGGAGAAAAUGACCAAGUUGGCCCCAGACCAACGCGCGCUGGUGCUAUACCAGCACUUAUCUGGUUCUGCUUGGGUGAACUCAGAGUCUUUGAAUGUUGAGGAUCUCGCCCAUCCUGAAGGCGUGGCCCGUCUACGAGAAUGGAUUCGUCAACACUACCUGGACGUGGAGGUCACACAGGUGGGACGCUCCUUGAGUGAUUUGUUCAGGAAGCUCCGCAGGCGUCCUCAACAGAGCUUCCGGGACUAUGCCGCGGAGUUCAACCGCUUGCUGGCGAGAGUCAUAGAGUGCGGUUGCGCUCUGCCUGAUGUGGCCAACGCUUGGCUCUUCGUGGACAGGGCCAACCUCGACGAGGCCACGGAGGUCAGCUUGCUUGCGAGUGUAGGUAACAAGUACGCUCUCAAGGCCUUGCAGUCUGCGGCUAUCGUCUUGGACAGGUCGAUGCGAAAACCCUGGGAGAAGGCAGGCUUCCGUGGGAAGCCCCAGAGUGUCAACCAGACGGACGACCUGGAUGGCUGCGAGGCUUCGGAUGUUGAGCCCCCUCUUCACGAUGACCCCGAAUGCAACUCCGAAGAACUCUACCUCACUUACAUGACAGCAAAGGCCCGCUACAAAGAGUCUGCCAAGGCACGGGGAACUGACUACAGAGCCACUGAGGCCGACUCGGGUGGCAUCCGGAAGGCUGCCGAGGCCAAAAUCCAGUUGGCCAAAGCGAAGUCCCACUGCUCUGCUUGUGGGCAGCGGGGCCACUGGCACAGAGAUGCUAUCUGCCCCAAGUUCCCUGGCAAUGGCAACCAAGGCUCCGGCGCCAAGGCACAGACGAUCCACGUCACCAACGAGGUGUUUGAGCUCACCACGGGCACGCGCGAGGGCCUCAAGGCGAUCCUGGACUCCGCUUGCUCUAAGACUGUGGUUGGGACUGGGUGGCUUCAGAAGUACUUGGACUAUGUCAAGGGAAGCGGCUACGAUGUGGUUUUUGUUUAUGAGAAGGAGAGCUUCAAGUUUGGGGCCGCCAGCCGGAUCUACGAGUCCACCUACGCCGCGGUGAUCCUCGUACCUCUUCUUGACCACCUCAUCGCGAUCAAGGCCUCGGUGAUCCACGGGGACAUCCCCCUUCUUCUUUCGAGACCGGCUUUGGCACGACUCGGCCUCGUCUUGGACCUUGGAAGUAACGUUGCUACCUUCCGCUCACUCGACGGUGGCGAGGUCGAACUGGAGGAAACUACGAGUGGGCACCCUGCUGUUGUAGUUGAUCACUCCAAGCUGGCUAAGCCGGACACUUCAAGGCUCCCUGACAACUGGGAGCCACAUGGAAUCGCGAUCCUCGGCCCUCGCGAGGUGUACAUGGUUGCUUGCAGCGGGGAUGUUUUGGGCGAUGAUCAAAGGGAUCCUGGUGAUGUCGAUGCGGUGACGAAGAUCUUUUACGACAAGAAGAUAGAUGGUGCUGUUAGGGACAUGCUGACGGGUGACGUUCUUAACGAGGACCUCUUUGUGACAUGUGGGCUGUCAAAGAUCUUGGCGAGUAUCCAACUUUGUGGGUUGGCCGCAGUGUGUUCAAUCGAGCUCAAUCUGUUGCCCCUCCGCGUCCCGUCGAUCAUGCUCCCAGUAUGGAAGAUGACAAAGGCCCAGUUGAUCGACGAGUGCAAGCGCCGGCAGCUGGCGUUCAACGAGGCGUGGACGUGCCCAGAGCUUCGGACGAUCCUCAUCGCGGACCGGGAGUACGAGACCAAGAGGAAGGGAGUUGCGGUGCCGAAGGGCUUGUCGUCCAUGAACCUGGACGAGCUGAAGGCCGAGGCGCACAAGAUGGAGCUGACCGUGAAGUCCGGGGACACAAAGGGGAGUCUCAUGCUGCGCAUCAGGGACGCAGCGGCCCCGGCGGACACCGUCAUGACCAUUGGUCGGUUCCGAGGGACGACGUUUGCCCAGAUCCCGGACAACUACGGAGACUGGGCGUCGGAGGAAGAACGCCAGAAUGGAACCAACAUGCACAACGACUUGAAGCGGUUUGUGAUGUGGCGGCGACAUCACAGGUCCAAGGGACAGAACACCCCGGCUGCGGCGGCGAGCACCAUGGAGCCGACCUACCUCGACGCGGAGACCUACGCGACAGUGCCCCCGCCGCCGAUCAGCGAGACGGGUUCGUCGUCCUGGGCGAUGGUGGCGGACUACGAGAGUGCGUUCUCCGAGGGGUACAACCCGCAUGCGAGAGGCCGUCCGGCCUUGUGGAGGGAGGCCCAAACACCGGUGCCAGCUGCCAAGCCGAAGCACCGCUCAGCCAAGACGAAGACCAAGGACUCGGAGGGCCCCGAGCGCAUGGAGCAGGAGAUCGACCCGGCCACGAUGGACGAGAUCCAGGCACUCGAGGCGCGCCUGGCCACCCUACGCGACAGGUUUUUAGAUCGUGUUCUUCUGGUUCGGAAGACUCGAACCAUGGGAUCCUUGCUACGCGACACGGAGGUUCUCGAGGUCCUUGCGAACUACAAUCUCAAGCCCACAAACCACCGUCGUGCUGGAUUGCAUGGCGAAAGUGAGGAAGGGAAGCGGUGCAACCUCGGGUACUACGCCUACGGCACCUUCAAGGGAGUCGGCCGCCGCACGACCGAAUGGCCCAAGUUGACCACCUACUUGAACGAGUUCCUCGCUGAUUGUGUUGGGGAAAGCGGUCAUGGUCAAGGCCGGGCCACGUGGGCGGCCCUUGCACUACUGGGCGACAUACCUACUGGGAUCCACACGGACCGGAACAACCUCAAGGGCAGCUUCAACUACCUGGUCAGUUUUGGCAGCGGCAAUGGAGGAGGGGUCUGGAUCCAGGAAAAGGGCGGCGGAACUUGGCGCCGCAGUGGAAAUGGCCAAGAGAUCGAGGGGCGCAUUGUUGAUGCCCACGAACAAGGAUGGGAGUUCGAUCCACGGCUCGCCCACGCCACCGAGCCCUUCAACGGCGAGCGUUGGUUUCUUGCGGGAUACACCCCACGCUCUUUUCCGGAAGCCUCCAAGAGCGAGAGGAAAAUCCUGAACGACCUCAAGUUCCCGGUACCCACCAAGGCCGAGAUCCGGGAGAUCAAGAAGCGCGACGACUAUGCGAUCGACAUCCCGGAGAAGGAGACCGCCCAUGAAGGAGGUUCAGGCUCGCGACCAAAACGGAGCGUUCGGAAGGGCAUCCGCCGAACGGCCAUGAUGCUGUCUGUCUUGUUCACCACGGCCAUUUCGACCAUGUGCGGUGUUGUACGUGAUGCACUACCAGCUCAUGUCAGUCCUGCAACCGCCAUUCUUGAGGUUGGUGGACUCUCUGCUACCUGCCGGCUUGCUGAGUACGAUAUCUGCGGCGACCACCUCGUGGAACCCCUGCUCCCUGAGGACGUGCUUUCCAACGACCACCCGGAGGACCUGGGCAUUGGCUACAUCGAGGCGGCGGUCGUCCGCCACCGGCCCGGGCAGCUCUGGAUUCAUAUGCUACCCGAAUGGGGCUGCGACGCGGUGUUCCGUGAUUUGGUCGAGGCGAUCAGCUACCAACUGGGGAGGGGACAAGCCGUGGUACUGGAGAGGGAGGUCGAAGAACCUCUCCUUUGGGAGAGCUUAGCCAAUGGUUGGGAGGAUGCGGGCUACGACGUGACCUACGAUUUCACCGAGGACGGCCAUCAGUACAUCCGGGUUGUCCAGGCCCAGUCAGAGGGGGAGAUCCACUCUGUGUACGUCGGCGACAACGAGAGCGAGGAAGAGUUGCUCCCUGCACCAAGCGAAGAACGCAGAGCUGAAGAUGAGGGCCCCCUACCACGAGGUGCCCGGGCAAUCAGUUUUCCGCCCACCGUCUCCGAGACGAUAGCGACCAGUCUGCGCCGUCUACACCAGAACCUUGGACACCCUAGCACCGCCGAUUUUGUUCGUCAUCUACGCCUGGCCGGGGCAUCCCGUGAAGUUCUGAAAGGGGCUAAGGCCCUAGAGUGCCAAGUCUGUCAAAGGAGCAAGCAGCCGGCUAUCCCUAAACCGGCUAAGAUCGCCCCUUGCUACCGGUUCAACGAGAUGGUCGGCACGGAUUUGUUCUAUGUCCACGACAGCGAAGGCCGGCGACACCAGCUCCUCUCUAUCGUCGAUUUCUCGUCUGCCUACCACAUCGUUGUGCCAGUGCAGAGGAAGGACACCGUUACACUCGAGAAGGCGUUCUGUGAGAGUUGGGUUCAGAUCUUUGGGGCUCCGACCACGGUUGCGGUCGAUUUGGAGAACGGGUUGGAGAAGUCUCUGGCCCGUAUUGGCGACUGGACGGGGACCCGCAUUCGCAGUGCGGCCGGACAGGCCCACCACCAGGCUGGCUACACGGAACGCCAAGGAGCUAUCUGGAAGUCCCUUUUCAGCCGGAUCUGCGAGGAACAAUCUGUAUGCCAAAGUGAUUUCCACCUCGCUGUGAGCGCAGUUUCUUCUGCAAAGAACCAGCUGACACGGACGAGCGGUUUUAGUCCUUGCCAGCAUGUGUUUGGAUCGAUGCCAGGGCUCCCAGAAGAUCUUCUUGAGGGUCCCCACGCUGACCACCCGGAACAGGAGGCGAUCAUCGACGACAAGCACGCCCGUGAGGUCGCACUUCGAACGGCCGCUCGGGCCGCCUACUUCCAUGUCCAGACCGAUGAGAGGGUUCGCCGCGCCCUUGCAGGGCGCGCCCGCGUUGAAAGCCGAACGCCAGAAACCGGGGAAAGGGUCUUCUACUUUCGCAAGACGAAGAACAACAAGAAGGGCUACUGGGUCGGACCUGGAACUGUCAUCGGGCGAGAAGGCACGAACCUAUGGAUCACCCGAGCCGGGAGAUGUGUUCUAUGUGCCCCAGAGCAUGUUCGGCUUGCAACCGGCGAGGAACUUGGUCAGGCCUUCAGCAUGAAGGUCGCGCAAGAAGACUUGGACAAGUUGUUGAAUGCCGACUCCGAUGAGCCGGGCGCCUACGACGAGGAUCACGAGGACCAAGGAGACGAAGAGAUGCUCAACGCUGGGGCUGCUGGCGUUGGCGAGAUUGUGUAUGACAUGGAGCUGGACGGAGAAGAAGAACGACGUGGGCUACGACGUGACCUUGUUCGUGUGCCUCCUCGUGUCCUGAAGCGACAGCGACGCAAGGGGCGCGGUGAGGAGGCGGCCGUUGAUGGUGGACCCCGCGAAGGGCCCAGUGAUGUGAACAUGAUCAAGCGAGCCCGCACCCAGCGGUCCCGGGAAAAGCAGCUAGAGAAGGAGAUCCCUUGGUCCCUCAUCCCGGAGUUUAUGAGGCCGAAGUUCCGGGAGAAGGAGAUGGUCCAGUGGCGAGAACAUGUGGACACUGGGGCCUUGGAAGUCCUGAGUGUCGAGGAGAGCGAACGAGUCCGCCGCGAAGAACCGGCGAGCCGUAUCCUCGGCUCACGUUUCGCCUACAGGGACAAGCACCUUGGGCGCAGGCGCGCCGACCCUACUGUGGAGUGGAAGCCUAAAUCAAGACUGGUCGUGGCUGGACAUCUUGAUCCCGAUGUGGGCGUGGCCAACAUCGAGGUCGACUCUCCCACGGUGUCAAGGGCAUCCUUGAUAUCUUUGCUUCAGAUAUGCGCUUCCAAGCGCUGGAAGGCUGCUGCAGGAGAUGUUCAAGCUGCUUUCUUGCAAGGGGUUGAACUUGGGCGCCAGUUGUGGAUGGCACAGCCAAAGUCCGGGAUUUCUGGACUGGACCCAAGACAGCUCGCUCGGAUCAGGAAGGGAGUCUUCGGCCUAUCCGAGAGCCCGAGGAUGUGGUACGACAGGCUUUCUGGCGUUCUACUUAGCGAGAUCUUCGACAUCGGAGGAGUCCGACACCGCCUCGUGCCGAGCCCUUUGGAUCCUUGCGUGAUGAUGCUCAUCAAGGAUGGCGAAGCUUCUGAGCCAGCAGGAUACCUCGCCCUCCACGUCGACGACAUUUUGGUGGUCGCCCCUACCGAGGUCAACCGCAUGCUCCAAGAGAGGAUCGGGCGCCUUUUCCCGAUCGACGGCUGGCUCGAGGACAGUUUCGAGUAUGUGGGGUCCUUCAUCCAGGUGAACGACGAUGGCGUGAGUAUCACCCAGGAGAGCUUUGUGGAUGGCCGUUUGUUCACUGUUGAGGUUCCCCGUUCGCAGAAGGGGACAGAACCAGCUACUGAAGAACAGGCCAUCGACAACCGAUCCUUGAUCGGUGCUUUGAGUUGGCUAAGCAGCCAGAGCCGCCCAGACCUGACGUGUGGGGUGGCAUUGUCACAGCAGCUCCAACGGGCCCCUCUUACCGAGGAUGUUCGAUUCGUGAACCAGCUCUCGGCCCGGGCCAAGGAGUUCCGCGAGAACGGGAUCUACCUGCGGCCUACCAAACUCGAGGACGCGGUGUUCCUCGUGUACCACGAUGCGGCCUGGGCCAACGCCGAGCUCGAGGAGGCCGAGGACGGGUUCAAGCUCACGGCCGAGGAGAUCGAGCAGGGCACCAUACGCGGUUUCUACAGCGAGUCUAGGCCAAGGAAGGCUAAGAAGGGAUCUUCCAAGGUCGCUUCACAGUUGGGCCACUUGAUCUUACUGGCCGACCGGGCUAUCCUCGAUGGGUCUUGUUGCCGGACGAGUUUGCUCGAGUGGAGGAGCCAGUCAUGCAAGCGAGUGUGCCGUUCCACUUUUGGUGCGGAGACAAUGGCCGCGGUGGAGGGACUUGAAGGAGGACAGUACAUGAGGGCUCUUCUGGCCUCUCUACUUCAUGGACGGAUCGUCAAGCACCAUGAGAUCCGUAAGCGGUGGCCAAUUCUCUGCUUGUCCGACUGCAAGUCUCUUCACGACCACCUUCACAAGGCUGGAACACCAAGGCUCCCAGCAGACCGUCGUCUCGCAAUCGACUUAGCGGCCCUACGUCAAGAGUUGCGGGCUGAACAGUGGACUGACCGCUUGCCGCUCCAAUGGAGGGCAUCACGCUACCUCUUAAAAGAGGUCGCUGGAGUGUUUCAGACGAGUCCGCCGAAGGCACAUGUGAUCGAGCCCAGCGAAAAGGUGAGCUCCCCGCCUGUGGAAGACGAUGCGGAAGUCGAGGUGCCAGAGAGGCCAGUGCCAAGUCUCCAAGAGACAUCUCCGGCAGAUCUCCCCGUCCCGGAAGAUGAGGUGGCCUCUGCGCCGCCGAUGGAAUCGGCACCGCCCGAGCCUCCAACUCCGAGCGAGCUGCCCGUGCCGGAGGACAGGGAGGAGGAGACGAGGGAGCCUCAAGCAGAGGAGGCGGAGAUGGAGGGCCUCGUACCUCCGGUGCGCGUGGCACGCUUCGCGAAGCCUCGGCCGCAGGCACCAGCGGUUCCAUCGCCGAGCGAGCUGCCGGUGCCGACGGAGAAGCCCUCACCCACAUCGCUGGCGGCCGUCCCCACGGUUCCCACGGCUACCGCGCGCGAAGCCACCGUGACCGCGACGGUGACGAGGGAGGAGGAGGAGGUCCCCACGAGGGUUCUACCGGCAAGCGCGCGCUUGGAGGCUUCGGCCUCGCAGCCGAUGGCCAGCAGCAGCGCUGCGCAACAAUCUCCGACGGAGAUGCCGGUGCCUACGGAGGUGCCAUCUCCUACGUCGCCAUGGGAAGCAGAGGAUGAGGCCGAAACGCUGGUGACAGACUCGGCCCUGCCGCCAACGCAAACGAUCGUUCCACCGGUUCCUGUGUUGGCACCAGACUCAGCGGCAUACUCGAGCAUGCUGGAGCCGGAUGUGCCCCGAAGCAGCGCCGCCUCGGCGCCUCCCGGGGUGUCGGUCUCGGGACCCGGAAUGUCAUCCUCCGCCGUAACACGAUCCCCGAGCGAGCUGCCGGUCCCCACGGACAAGCCCUCGCCGACCUCACUGGCCGUGCAGCCGGAGCCUCGAGUCGGCUCGGCCGUCGCCCCUCAGUCGGCAGAUGUUGGCAGUUCGCAGGUUAUGGACAGCUCUGCGAUGAUGUCCUCAGGUCAGCCUCCAGAGUCACCGACGGAGAUGCCUGUGCCCACGGACGUGCCGUCGCCAACGAGCCCGCGGGAGCCUUCGGCCAGCUCGAAGGGCGAAACUAUCACGGCUCCUACUGCUAUCCCCACGGUGGAGACCCCAACACGGACAGUUGCAGAGGGCACCAUUCCGACGGCGGAGACCCCAACUCGCACCGUGGUGGAGGCCGUUGCACCCACAGCUUCGCCUACGCGCACGGCACCGGAGGUUCCUCCAACCGCCGAGACACCGACCAGGACCCUUGUCGAGGCGGCGCCCACGGUCGAGACACCUACGCAGACUCGGACGGUCGCCACCGCGCGCAGCACCCGGACCAGACCGCAACGGGGCAGAGAGGUUGCCUUGCCAAUUCGGAGACGUCAGCCGGAGGCGCCCACCGUCGAAUUGCCGCUGGAGGAAGUCCCCGUUUCAGCGGUUCCGUCUCCCACAUCGCCGGCAGAGGCGGAAGACGAGGAGGAGGCUGUGCCGAUGCACGUCCCUGCAGCUGCCUCCCGCCCCCGAGCCCCCGAAGCUGCAGCUGCCGAGGAGCCUCCUGUGCCCUUGCAAGAGUUGCAACAGCCUCGUUCACCGACGGCGCCGGAGAUGGAGGUACCUACGGACGUUCCGUCUCCGACUUCUCCGGCAGACGACGACCGAGAGGUCCCCACGAUGCCCACAGCGGAGCCAACGCUGCUCCCUUACGAGGAGUCGGUGGUGGCUCCAACAUCCCCGGCUUCGCCGUUGGCCGAGGAUCAAGCCCUCGAGGGCCCUCCGGGUCAGGAGGCCGGCGCAAGCUGCGGACGCCGUGGCUGGCACAAGUACACCCACGCGACGGAGGUGGAGCGCACCUCCGAGGCAAUCGAGCGGACUCCGACGGAAGAUGCUCUGCUGGCUGCCGUCCGAUACUCGGGACCUAUAAAGAGGGACCUGGACUUAGAACAGGAGGUGGUUUUCCAAUUAGACAACAGUCGAGACGGUGUCACGAUCAAGCCCCCGGAUGAUUUUAAAAUGCGCUUGGAGCGCUUGGAAACCUUGCAGCGUGCCGCAAUCACAGAGGCGAGUUCUCAGAAGGAGGAGAGUUUGGCGCUGGCCUCUGCCGUGUCCGAGCUCCGUGUCGACCUCGCCGAAUUGCGUCGGGAGAUGGCAAGUGAGAGACUUGCAGAGAGCUCUGGGAAUGCAGGGCUGCUGAGUGGCUAUGGGGCUGUUCAGGCAGCAGUGACGUCUACUUCGGGGAGCUUCUCUGGAAGGGCUGUUGAAGGUUCAGUUCAGGAGGGUCAGACCGAAGUUCCGGAUGUCGUUGUGGAAGGGCCUGUAGUGGGCCAGACGGAUAUGCCUCAGGCCACCAGUGGCAUGAGUACAGAGGCCCCUCCGAGCGGUGCUGCUGCGGAUUCGGGAAGUUCCUCUGGCAGGGAUGUUUUUUAUUCAGCUGGAAGGACGACGCCGCAAGACACUGCUCAGGUUGCUCAGAUGAUUCAGGUCCAAGGACAGCCACAGCUGUUUGGACCGGAAGCCAACUUCCGGCUGGCGCAACUGGAAAGGGAAGAGAUGCCCAGGUCCUUCUUCAGGGCACGGGUCACCCUGUGA
Symbiodinium sp. CCMP2592 is the source of this 12189-nucleotide messenger RNA. The record is from the annotation of a GenBank genome assembly. Lineage: Eukaryota; Dinophyceae; Suessiales; Symbiodiniaceae.